Messenger RNA from Mycena indigotica, 3354 nucleotides. RefSeq names its product DNA helicase. Gene Ontology annotation, biological process: establishment or maintenance of cell polarity; ubiquitin-dependent protein catabolic process. Gene Ontology annotation, cellular component: MUB1-RAD6-UBR2 ubiquitin ligase complex. The record is from RefSeq and is a predicted model, not a curated record. The coding region runs from base 1 to 3354 and encodes 1117 amino acids. NCBI's taxonomy places the organism in Eukaryota, Fungi, Basidiomycota, Agaricomycetes, Agaricales, Mycenaceae. The transcript has 5 exons.
AUGCGCGAGAGCAACUUUGCUUUCCCGGCCCAGAACAAGGCGUGUGUAUGUAUCACAUCUCAGCUAUAUGACCGGCGAGCCUUGGACACCUCGUCCCCGCUGCCGUUGUUCAACUCGCUCACCCAUCUUACCUACCUGACCUCAACGUCGCCUCGCUUGUACGCAUUCUUCACGACUUUUGCGUGGCUCCUCCCCCCUCCCCAAUCGCCUGCAGCCUUCUAUGGCCUUCUUCCGUCGACCUACAGGGCUCCAAGAGGAACUCCUCAACUCAACCCUCCCGCUGGCCAAUUCGACAAGCAUGCGGCCUAUCGCUUCAGCUUGGCCUUCCAAUGCGUUGUGAACAUCGGAGUUCGCGGUAGUGAGCCUAUCAGAAGUAGGGUGGUCCAAGCCGGGACGCUUGAUGUUGUCGGUUGUAUUCUCGAGGCUUGGUUGGCUGGUCGGGGUUUUGCUGUCGGUCCGAGCACGAGUGCAACUGGACUUCCUAGAGAGACCCGUCAGUCAAAAGCCGCUCGUAGGGCAGCUGCCGCCGCCAGAGGAAGGCCUGACCAAAAUCCGGAGACAAUACCAGGACCAGAACGGCUUCUUGCUAUCGACACCUAUAUACCAGCAACAGACGAUGUAGAGUCUGCCACCACUCCGAUCAUGAGAGAUCGCAGCGCAACUGUUGUGCGUCGUGCCCCCAACCCAGACGAAAUAUAUGCAGCCAUUGCUCAACCCCAACCUGCUCCGCCUUCCCCUUCACUUUCCGUGAUCAGCUCAACAAGCACGGGGGCAAGAACUAGGAGUCGUGCGAGUUCGGUUGCUUCGCCUAUUACGAUCAGUCGGGCUUCUCCAGUCAGCAGUGCAGUCAGCAGCAGUCGAGCCAGUCCAAGUCCAAGUACUCGGACCGACACUGAUACGGACGGAGACGGUGAUGUCGAAAUGGUUGCCGCUGGCGUUGCCGGUCUGGGCGUUGCUGCGACAACAACCGCGGCAAUCGGUGACUCGAGCACAAGUGCGAGUCCCAGUCCCCCUCCCCUCAACAGGGUGACUCAGCCAGGCGAUCAGGCUCCUGCUGCAGCGAUGAAUAUGAACAUGAACCUGAAUAUGAUGACCGCUAUGAUGGGUAUGGAGGGAAUGACGAUGAUGGGCCUUACUCGCGACCCUAGGAUUGCUGGUGUUGAAGACGGAAUGGGCAUUCAGGGCAUGGGUAUCGGCGGAGAGGAGGGCAUGGAGGGGGAUGCUACCAACCUAAUGCUCAAUAUGGGCAUGAUGAAUCCUGACGUUGGCAUGCUCGGUCUCGAUGGUAUGGCAAUGAUGGGGAUGAACCUCAAUAUGGGUAUGAAUAUGGGUGGUCCGUUGACCAUGAUAGGUGGAAUGACAAUGGCUGAUGUCAGCGGCUCUGGGGCAGAGUCAGAGGCCCGUGCUGACACCGACGCGGAUGCCGAAGAAAGCGACGCUGGAACCAGCAAUAUCCAUCUCGGGCGACGGAGGGGUGAUGACGAAACCCAAACACAGACACCACGUGCUGGGUUAGCCCGCCUCCCUUCUGCAUCGCCUGAAGCAGGGCCAUCAGGCACUUCCACUUCGACUCUCAAUGAUGAAGACGAGGAGGAAGGCCAAGUUGUUGCUGCUAUUCGUGGCAGUGCCAGCAACUCUGGGACUAUGCGUCGAACUGGUACUGUUCGCGCUACCUCAGUUCGCUCUGUAUUUGCAGAGGCUUCUUCACCUGCUCGGUCGAGAGAUCGUGCUGACACAGCUAGACAGCCAGCAGUUUCUCCUACCUCCAAUUCAGGACCGUCACGAACCCAUCAGGCCACUGCCGCGGCCAACGCUUCUCGUCCCCAACCUAAUCCAGCUACAGCCGGACGCAAUCGUCAGACUGUUCCCGCCAUUCCUGCUAUCCCUCCCCUUCCUGCGCCACGUGCUCGAGAAAGAGAAGAUCGCCACCAUCACAAUCAUGCCCAUCCAACUGGACCAUAUCGCGAUGAAGAUGUUCUGCUUUCACUUCAGCUUCUAGCAUAUCUAAGCAAAUAUCCUCACGUCCGUCAGGCGUUCUACAAGAAGCGUAAUGGAUUCCAUCCUGCAAGUCCGUUGGCCGUGAUGGCCGCCAAGGCCCAAGCCGACGCGGCUGCCACAGAGGCACCAAAACCGCCGGAGAUGGUCGCUUCGAGCUCAAGUAGUAAUAAGACACAAACUGUCAAAGGGCGCGCAGGGGCAGCACAAGGCAGUCAACAACUAGCAUUUCUACGUGCACUUGGCGUUUCAUCUGCAACUGUUGGCGCGAAAGACAAGGAGAAGGGCAAAGGCAAGGUUGCAAAUAAACCAGCUGUGCAAACCGCUCCAGUACCGACAGCGACAACGACAGUCCCAAACCCUGCCACGACCCGACCUGGUUACGAGACUAAUGUUUUCUCUCUUGUUGAACGAUUCACGUUCAGACCAUCCUCCAGCGAAACUAGCCUGCCCAACCCACCGCCGAGGCUGCCUCCGGAGAUUCAAUACUGGGCCGGCGUGAUCAUGCGAAAUGCUUGUCGCAAGGACGAUAGUCGUGGUGGAAUCCGUCAGUGUGCCAACAUGCUUUGUGGGCGUUGGGAGGAAUAUCCCCGUGAAUUUGCCAAAUGUCGUCGAUGUCGCAAAGCCAAAUAUUGUGGCAAGGAAUGUCAGAGUACGGCCUGGAGCGAAGGCCAUCGGUUUUGGUGCAGCGCAAAGGAGGGAGACGAUCCUGCACCUGAGACGUCGAUCGCCUCCACUUCGAAUGUGGUGCCGGUCUCGGUGACUAUCCAACCUCCUGCUGCUGCUGCUGGCGGUGUCGAUACUCAGGACAGAAGGGAUCGCAGAGAGCGGAGAGAACGUGAUGGCCGUCUUGUUUCCCCUCCCCCCUCAAGUCCGGAAACAGCCACUGUUAGAGAGUUCCCGAUUCCGAUCCAAGUCGCUGCUGGAGCUGUCAUAGGAGGGGCACCCGUCACUAUCAACAAUGCUACAGCUGGCCCAAGCCGCGAAACACAAACGCACGCAGCAGGUCGACGUCCGGUGAUUCCUGGUCGGCAAACAACACACCCACUUGGACCUAUUGGCUCACCCGCACCUACCCGUCGCCAACGGGAUGCUCGAGAGGGCGAGAGAGAUAUGACUAACAGUUUCGCGACUUUUGAUACCUAUCUUGCGGAAAGGCAGCGUCACGAAACCGCGAUGGCGACUGGCCAGGGACAACAGAUCUCUAUGCUCCACCACCCUCAACCACAGAAUCCUGCAAACUCGCAUAUUAGUGUGUUGACAACGGGUGGCUUUUCUGGCACAUCUCGGAGAAGAGCGGCGGAACCAGGUUCUAGCGGGAGUCGGGGAGAUGGUUCUGCAGAAGACAUGGUGGAGUGA